This is a messenger RNA of Lactuca sativa (garden lettuce), 1155 nucleotides long. Its product is annotated as RPM1 interacting protein 13. The record is from RefSeq and is a predicted model, not a curated record. NCBI's taxonomy places the organism in Eukaryota, Viridiplantae, Streptophyta, Magnoliopsida, Asterales, Asteraceae.
UUUUUUUUUUUGUGUGUACGUGCGCGCACGCCUGCCUACCGCCUUCCACCCGAAAAAAUAGAUUUUGAUAGGAUCCAAAAAAAUGCCUAGACGAUAGGCCUUUUCCAGAAUGAGGGAUGAUUACAUGAGGCCCAAUUUACAAAAUUUGGUUUGUCAAUGAUUACAAGUUACAAGUCCAAGGGCACGACUUUGAGUCCAUUCAUGUACUUUCAAAUUUCAAACCGUUAUCAUUCCACGCUCACGCAAACAUAUUGAUUUGCUUUACUUCGCUCGAGAGGAGUCGAGGGUUUUCAAGCGUUUAAUCAAUGGCGGAUGUUCAGGAAGUCGAUUCAGCCUUCUUUACACCAAAAACGAAAAAGAGAACAGUCGUUGAGGCUUUGGAUGAUGACGAUGACACGCCUUUGAGACCUAUCUUCUGUUUAAAGAGGAAAUCCGCCAUUAAAGAGUUCGACGAUAAAGAAGACUGUUUCAUUCUUGAUUUCAAUCCAGAAGAAGAUUCCGUUGAUCUCUCAAAAAAGGAUGUCGAAAAUGGUCACCAAAACAACCCCCAUGAUUCUCCCGAUGUUUCCCUAAUCCAUGAAAAGGGACAGGUGGCGUGUAGAGACUACCCCCAUUCCAGACAUUUAUGUGUAAAGCAUCCAUUUACGAAGACACCUCAUGAAAACUGCUGUAAACUGUGCUACUGUUUUGUGUGCGAUGUCCCUGCACCUUGCAUGUAUUGGACUGGUUCAAAUGGCCAUUGUCAUGCUAUUGACAAUGAAGGUUGGAAGUCUAUGAAGGAUGUCUUUAGGAGAAAAUCCAUGAAGACUCACUGAUUCUAAAUGCUUUUUUUUUUUUUUUUUUUUUUUUUUUUAUCUCAAGGUUUUGUGUUUAUAUGCUUAUUGGCCAACCAAAUUCCAAUUGGCCCUUUUCUAAAUAGUGUAAAAAGGUUUUGAAUUUGGAUAAUGAGCAAGUUAUGGUAUUUGAAAUGGAUCAUGCGCAGUUUGUGCUACCGUUUUUUGUGGUUUUUCUUAUCUUUGUAAUUGAGGUUAUGGAAGUAGGUUACAUUCAUAUAUUAUGUGCAGAUUGUGUUUGGGGUUUUUGACAAAAUUAUACUUAGUUGAAGGUGAUCAUUAUUGAAACUUCAUUCAUCUAUGCCAUUAGAUCGUUUUCUUU